Molecule: messenger RNA, 1415 nt
Organism: Salpingoeca rosetta
Lineage: Eukaryota; Choanoflagellata; Craspedida; Salpingoecidae
Exons: 3
Coding region: 68-1237 (389 amino acids)
Molecular function (GO): protein binding
Source: RefSeq, a predicted model, not a curated record
CACACACACAAAAAAAAAAAAACCAAUCAAAGCACAACGAGACGACAACAAGACAACCACGGCGACGAUGGACGGUGAUGAGUGGCAGGAGCUGUACUGGGCGAAGCGGCAGCUCAAGAAGCAACGCAGACACCACCACCCUCAUGGGCGGAGUGCAGAGGACUCGCUGCGCAGCGCGCUGAGUGCUUCGACCCCGCACCUUGCACGCGCAGGCGUCAGCAGGCACGGGUCGUCCUCGUCGUCGCACGGUGGUGGGUACGACACCGCCCCUUCCGCAUGGCACCGGCAACAGAUGAGGUCGCUGGCGGCGUCGCCCGUGGCCGGAUCGCCGCAGCACCGGAGCAGGGCCACAACGUUCAAGCAGCACACCCUCUUUGCAGAUGCAGAGGCCAAUGACAUUGAGGACUGCUUCCACCUCAUGACAGAGUAUGGCGCGAACGUGAACGAGGUGCAUCCUCGCACGCGGCAGACGGCCCUGCACGUCGCCUGCAUCCACGGCUCCUUCGAGGUUGCCACACAGCUCAUCAACCACAAGGCAAACGUCGACCUCAUGGAUGGCACAGGCAUGACGCCUCUGAUGCUGUGCUUGAAGCACCGGAAGCGUUACUAUCUUGAAAUCGCACAGCUGCUCAUCGCUGCGGGCUGUGAUGUGAAUGCGACAAACGCGUUUGGGCGGAGUGCGCUGUACUUUGCCGUGCGCAACAAGGACAAGAAGGCCGUUGAGAUGCUUGGGGAGAACAGCGUACCCGGCGCCCUCGCAGCCGCGCUUGCCCUCGGUUACAAGCACAUUUUGCACUCGCUUGAGCAGCAGAACCUGGAGCGAAGCGUGCAUGCAGCCGUCGGCACAACACCGCCGCACCAACAAUCGCAGCAGCAGCAGCAGCAGCAGCAAGAGCAACAGCAGCAACCACUACAACAGCCAUCUCACGACUCCCAGCAGCAAUCACAACAGAGGCAGCAGCAGCCUCAUGCGUCAAGAGAAGAUCAGCGAUCAACAAGCACAGGUCCAGCUCACACGGCUGAAGCCACUCCCACGCGGUCAGGCAACAGCUUCCAUGCCAAUGACGAUGACGAUGACGAUGACGAUCAAGUGUUGAUUAACGUUGGGGAUGAUGGAGACCUUCCGGAGAUUACAGAUGCGGUUGAACCGCCCGAACACCACCACAACAACGACAACGACAACAGCAAUGGCGAUGAUGGUGGCGACGAUGGUGGUGGAGAGCAGGCGCUGACGUAAAGUGAACUGGAAGCCUGGGUUGUGUUUUGUUGUUUCGUUGUUUCGUUGUUUCGUUGCGUCGUUCUAUUCGUGGAAUACUAUACAUCCUAGCACACACACACACCACAUGCACACUUCAGUCCACCUAUCAUUACAUGAAACCAUGACGUCUCCGUUCAUUUCCAAGCACAACAACAAC